AGUUGGAUGGUCUGGCAGCACCGUUGUAAAUAAAAAAAAAAGUUGAAUAUAAAUUGUUUACAAUCUGCCGGUGGCAAUUUAAUUGAGAAAUGGCAGAUGCUUGGGACAUAAAAUCGCUCAAGUCGAAGCGGAAUACUCUCCGCGAAAAGCUGGAGAAGCGCAAGAAGGAGCGCAUCGAGAUCCUGUCGGACAUCCAAGAGGAUCAAGCCAACCCCAAGAAGGAACUGGUGGAGGCCGACCUUGAAAUACAGAAGGAGGUUCUACUGACACUCAGCUCAUGUUCGCUGGCCCUGCCUAUCGUGUCCACACAGGUGGUGGAAAAGAUACCCGGGAGCAGCUUGGAAAUGGUCAACUUUAUACUGGGAAAACUGGCCAACCAGGGCGCAAUUGUAAUUCGGAAUGUCACCAUUGGCACAGAGACCGGCUGUGAAAUCAUAUCAGUGCAGCCCAAGGAGCUAAAGGAGAUCCUGGAAGACACCAAUGACACCUGCCAGCAACGGGAGGAGGAGGCCAAGCGUAAAGCAUCUGACGUAACUGAGGUUGAGGAAGACGAGGAGCCCCAGGAGAAAACCAUAAAACUGGAUACGAGUGCUCCUCGCAAAGAGUCGACCAGCCUCGAUGCUCCCGAUGACAUUAUGAUGCUGCUCUCCAUGCCAUCUACGCGCGAGAAGCAAAGCAAGCAGGUGGGCGAAGAAAUCCUGGAGCUGCUGACCAAGCCCACAGCCAAGGAGAGGUCCGUGGCAGAGAAGUUCAAAUCCCAUGGUGGGGCACAGGUGAUGGAAUUUUGCUCGCACGGCACCAAAGUGGAAUGCCUGAAAGCGCAGCAGGCGACAGCCGAAAUGGCUGCCAAAAAGAAACAAGAGCGAAGGGAUGAGAAAGUUAUAGAGGCUGUCACUACCAAGACGAAGCCCGCGGACUCCGGCGCCGAGGAUGGCGAGAUCAUCUCAGAAUCGCUAAACUGUGAGGUCGAGUCCCAAGAGUCUACCGAUGGCAGUGACAGUUCCAGCGGCGAAACACCAGACAAGUGCACGAAACUGCACUUCAAGAAGAUUAUCCAGUCCCACACGGACGAGUCCUUAGGGGAUUGCAGUUUCCUGAACACCUGCUUUCACAUGGCCACUUGCAAGUACGUCCACUACGAAGUGGACACCCUACCGCACAUCAACACCAACAAGCCAACGGAUGUGAAGACCAAGCUGAGCCUCAAGCGCAGCGUGGACUCCAGUUGCACACUUUAUCCACCGCAGUGGAUCCAGUGCGACCUCCGCUUCCUGGAUAUGACUGUGCUGGGCAAGUUUGCUGUGGUAAUGGCUGAUCCCCCGUGGGACAUUCACAUGGAGCUGCCUUAUGGCACCAUGUCGGACGAUGAGAUGCGAGCCUUGGGAGUGCCAGCUCUCCAGGACGACGGCCUUAUCUUCCUGUGGGUCACUGGACGAGCCAUGGAGCUGGGUCGGGAUUGCCUCAAGCUUUGGGGCUACGAGCGCGUGGAUGAACUUAUUUGGGUGAAGACGAACCAAUUGCAGCGCAUUAUCCGCACCGGACGGACGGGUCACUGGCUGAACCACGGCAAAGAGCACUGUCUGGUGGGCAUGAAAGGAAAUCCCACAAACCUGAACCGCGGCCUCGACUGCGACGUCAUCGUGGCGGAGGUGCGGGCCACCUCUCACAAACCGGACGAGAUCUACGGCAUUAUCGAGCGCCUGAGUCCGGGUACACGGAAAAUAGAGCUCUUCGGCCGGCCUCACAAUAUCCAGCCCAACUGGAUAACACUGGGUAACCAGUUGGAUGGCAUCCGACUGGUAGAUCCCGAAUUGAUUACUCAGUUCCAGAAGCGAUAUCCGGACGGUAACUGCAUGUCCCCGGCGGCGGCCAGUGCGGCGGCUAUCAACGGAAUACAGAAAUAGAACAAA
Messenger RNA from Drosophila bipectinata, 1910 nucleotides. It is a transcript of the gene Mettl3, whose product is annotated as methyltransferase like 3. The record is from RefSeq and is a predicted model, not a curated record. Gene Ontology annotation, molecular function: mRNA (2'-O-methyladenosine-N6-)-methyltransferase activity; mRNA m(6)A methyltransferase activity. Gene Ontology annotation, cellular component: nucleus; RNA N6-methyladenosine methyltransferase complex. NCBI's taxonomy places the organism in Eukaryota, Metazoa, Arthropoda, Insecta, Diptera, Drosophilidae.